Messenger RNA from Delphinapterus leucas (beluga whale), 632 nucleotides. It is a transcript of the gene LTC4S, whose product is annotated as leukotriene C4 synthase. Gene Ontology annotation, biological process: leukotriene biosynthetic process. Lineage: Eukaryota; Metazoa; Chordata; Mammalia; Artiodactyla; Monodontidae. The record is from RefSeq and is a predicted model, not a curated record. Gene Ontology annotation, cellular component: membrane; nuclear envelope; endoplasmic reticulum. Gene Ontology annotation, molecular function: glutathione peroxidase activity; glutathione transferase activity; leukotriene-C4 synthase activity.
CUUCCUCUCCUGGACCAGCCUCUGAGCAGCAGACAAGGGUGAUAAGAGCCCCACAGCAAGCCCUCUCAGAGUCCAGCCUGGCCCGACAGAGCCACCGGCACCAUGAAGGACGAAGUGGCUCUUCUGGCCACUGUCACCCUCCUGGGAGUCUUGCUGCAAGCCUACUUCUUGCUGCAGGUGAUCUCGGCGCGCAGGGCCUUCCACGUGUCUCCGCCGCUCACCACCGGCCCGCCGGAGUUCGAGCGCAUCUACCGAGCCCAAGUGAACUGCAGCGAGUAUUUCCCGCUGUUCCUCGCCACGCUCUGGGUCGCCGGCAUCUUCUUUCACGAAGGGGCGGCAGCACUGUGUGGCCUGGUAUACCUGUUCGCGCGCCUCCGCUACUUUCAGGGCUACGCGAGAUCUGCGCAGCAAAGGCUGGCCCCGCUGUACGCGAGCGCGCGCGCGCUCUGGCUUCUCGUGGUGUUGGCGGCGCUUGGCCUACUCGCCCACUUCCUCCCGGCCGCGCUCCUCGGACAGUUCCAGAAACUGCUGCAGAAGGCCUGAGACGGAGGACGCCGGGUGGGCGGAGCCUCCUGGAGGACGGGGGAGGGUGCUCGCCCCCAUCCCAGUCUCUCAUUAAAGCGUGAUCUCGA